CCUUUAUUGUAAAGAGCAGACUAUGGGAACAAUGGACAGCAUUAGCUGCACCCCGCUGAAGCUCCACUGGAGAAAGCAAUCAGUACCACGGCCAGCGGCUCGUGCAGGUGACACGAUUUGGCGCCAGGCUCUACGCGCUUUAUAAAAAACCGUUUUGUCAUUUUUGUAUGGCCUCUUUGAAACUGUAUGUGGUGGUUUUAGGAUUAAAACGGUGAUCAAUAACACGUAAUUUGCAUAGUAGAGAAAAUAUGGAAAUGUAGGCUUGUAAUUAACGUAUUAAUAAUUAACGUCUCAUUUAUGGAUACAUUAAUAAAUAAUUUCUUACAGUUAAUCUGUUUCUUACCAGAAGGUAGCCUAUUGCAUGCAAGCUAAUUAAUGGCCGAUACACAUAAUUAUUUGUUUGUAUUUCCCCACUUCCACCUCCUUUUUACAGUAGCAUUCGCGUUAUCCAUAUAUGUUUAUCCGUAUGCUGUCAGACUAGUAGGCCUAUAUUGCCAAUUAAAUAGCCGUAGAGACUGCUUAUCAUUUUUUCUUGCUGCUAUGAAAAGUGAACCGGCGUAUGAGCUCUCCUUGUAAAAGCGGCAGUUUGGAGGCAAAUCACUGUCGGGGAUUUAAGGGCUAUAUAUAUCCUAUGUUCUGCUUCUGACAUGAAGCAGUCUGGUCCAUGUCAGAGAUGCACAGAACUCGGCUUCCGUAACCAAUUUAAACUGAGACCGCGCUGCAGCCGAGAUAACCAAGCACUUGGCCUCCGGUUAUAGUGCUGCAACAAGACAGACACGGUUGGUUGAAGGAAACAAAAAUUAAACAAACUGGGUUGGUUAAAAUGUCUGAGACAUAAAUCCAUGUAAGAAUGACUGAAGAAGACGGAGGCGUUUAUUGGUGACGAGGAGACUGUCUGAGGAGGCGUUGCAAUCUUAAUGUUGGAGGUUAUAUCCACAGGUGAAACACUUUUGUUGUAGGCUACGUUUUGAGCAAGGUAACAUUCAGAUGUAGGUAUAAUUAAACGGAACUGCAGUCGCAUUUGAUAAGGACAACAGAAAACAUGUUCGUGCGGUUGAUUUCAAUAUUGGAUAUUGAAUUCAGUCUUUUUUAAGGAGCGUAGAAUGCAACAAUCGGCACAGUUGCAUAGGCUUUACUUGCACGUUAAAUACAUAACUGCCAGUAUCAACAUCAAAUAAAAACUGCGACGGAAUUUCUUUACGGACAUUCCAGCACCUUAAGUAUUCCUCGGAAUGUUGUAAUUAACAAGCUGUACGUCAUAUAUUCUUUUUUUAAAGUUCUGAAUUAAAUGGCUUCCCUUAUGUGCUAGUGUGAACAUCAGUCAUGUGGUGAGUUGCACUAGCAUUUCACCGCGGCUGCCCACAAUCCUUCCCCAUUCUAUUUCGCCGCGUGCGAAGAUGAAGAAGCAGAACAUUCGAACCUUCUCUCUGAUCCUGUGCAUGUUUUCCUACCUGCUCGUUGGGGCUGCCGUUUUCGACGCGCUGGAGUCGGAAUCCGAAAACUCAAGGAAGAGAAUACUGGAAGAGAAACGCAACGACGUUAAGAACAAAUACGGCUUUUCAGAUGACGACUAUCGCGAAAUAGAGCGUGUGGUUUUGCAAGCUGAGCCCCAUCGCGCCGGGAGGCAGUGGAAAUUCGCCGGAUCCUUCUACUUUGCCAUCACCGUCAUAACGACGAUAGGCUAUGGCCAUGCAGCACCUGGUACAGAUGGUGGGAAGGUGUUCUGCAUGUUCUAUGCUGCGCUAGGGAUCCCCCUUACGCUUGUGAUGUUCCAAAGCCUGGGGGAGAGGAUGAACACCUUCGUUCGCUACCUGCUGAGGAAGACCAAACAGAGCCUUGGAUUGCGGCGGACAGAGGUCUCCAUGGAAAACAUGGUGCUGGUGGGUUUCCUGUCCUGUAUUGGUACCCUGGGCAUCGGGGCGGCCACCUUCUCCUACUAUGAGGGCUGGACCUUCUUCCACGCAUACUACUAUUGCUUCAUCACCCUCACUACCAUCGGCUUUGGGGACUUUGUGGCUCUGCAGAAGAAGGAGGACCUGCAGGAGAAGACGUCCUAUGUGGCCUUCAGCUUCAUGUACAUCCUGGUAGGCCUGACGGUCAUCGGGGCCUUCCUCAACCUGGUGGUGCUCCGCUUCCUCACUAUGAACUCGGAGGACGAGCGCCGCGACGCCGCGGAGCGGGCGUCGUUCAAGAGAGGGCGGGGCCGGGCAUGGGGAGCUUCGGGGAGGCACGGGGGGCUCAGUUCGGACGAGGACGAGUGCAGCAGGAGCAUGCUCUUCCUGCCCAUGGAAGAGAGCGCGAGCUGCAUCAACCUCAUCCCCUCGCCAAGUGAGGACCAGGAGCAGGAACUGGAGCAGCUGUACCUCCAACGGCUGCACCCGCCGAAAGCGGAGUCCCGCCUCCGCUCCCUCUGCCCCUGCGUUUGCUACCAGCUGGGCGCCUGCGACAGCCCCGCCCUCUCGCACCACGACCACCCAGGCUGCCACACCAACUUUGUCUACUACAGCUCCAUCUCUUACAGGAUUGAUGGGGGGUCCCACAGCUCGAGGGAAGGCACUGCGCUGUGCUCCUCUGAGGGGACCUACCUUUCCCCGCUUGCGCGGAGGAAUUCGUUGUAAUGCCUCGCGCAGAAUUCUCAGCAGAAAUUCUGCCGUUUUAACGUUGAAAUUUAUUUUUAUACACUGAGUAGAUAGAGAGGGUGAGCUGAGUAUUAUCUGUAAACAUUUACAAACUGCUUUAUACUGCUUCAUAUACUUGAUGUCCUAUUAAAGGAUAAUACUGGUAAUUUUAAUUUAUUCAGUAUCAUUCAGCAUGUCAUGUCAUAUGAAAAUACCUAAACUGAAAAUGUUUCUGUCCGUUUCUCAGUACUUUUUUCCUACCAAAUUUAGCGUUCAACCAGGAAAGUCAUUCAUUUCAGUUGUGUGCUGAAGUCAUUGAAUGCAGUGCAGAAAUACAUAUUUUCAUUUUCAGAAAAUGCAACCUGUUAUCGCAAAAAACAUGACCAGUGUAGUUUUUAUCAAAUUUACUUCAAAUUGUUCAUUUCAAUGGGGACUAUUUUUCAGUAUUUUGGUGCCAUGCCGAACUACUUUCCACAUACCAAAAAAGCAAUCGUUGUCACUUUGUACUUUUUUUACUGAAGCAAGUUUAUAAAGUAAUUAGUUCAUUGUAAUGGAGAAUUAUUCUGACUAAAGCAACAGUAUGUCUCUUUGACUUGUUUUAAUUGUUUUUUUUGGACAAUGGAGUUCUCUGCUUUCUGGUGAUUUGGCAUUGGCUAGAUGGAUAAUGAUUUUUUGUAGGGUAAAUUGUUGGUAAGUUGGGCAGACACAUUAUCGGCUUUGGUCUUUUCGUAGGGUUUGAUGAUGAUACUGAAAAAAUGAAAACUACCAGUGUUAUCCUUCAGUCACAAUGAUUGUUUGUUGAGCUGUUCAACUGAUUUAUGCUGCUACCAUUUUAUUUCCGCUGCAUGAAAUCUGGAUGUAUGGUUAUACAUGGAACAGGUAGACUGUGUCCCUCUUCCAACAAGUUUAUGAAACCUAAAGCAGGCCAGUCAAAAUCUCAAUGUAAUAUGUUUUAUCAUAUAUCUUAUUGUCAAAGCUAUGGCAAAGGAACCAAUGUCUAGUGGUGAGAACUGUGGCAUGCUAAUAGGAACUCUACAUUAAAGAGUAGAGCAGAUUCAAAGCAAUGUAUUUUAUUUAGUAUAUAUCGCUAGCCUUUAAAUGCAGGUAAUUUUUUUUUUU
This is a messenger RNA of Anguilla anguilla (European eel), 3737 nucleotides long. Its product is annotated as potassium channel subfamily K member 15-like. Gene Ontology annotation, cellular component: membrane. Lineage: Eukaryota; Metazoa; Chordata; Actinopteri; Anguilliformes; Anguillidae. Bases 1398 to 2618 code for a protein of 406 amino acids. The record is from RefSeq and is a predicted model, not a curated record. The transcript is spliced from 2 exons. Gene Ontology annotation, biological process: potassium ion transmembrane transport; stabilization of membrane potential. Gene Ontology annotation, molecular function: potassium ion leak channel activity.